Messenger RNA from Cicer arietinum (chickpea), 1822 nucleotides. RefSeq lists its product as uncharacterized. The record is from RefSeq and is a predicted model, not a curated record. Gene Ontology annotation, molecular function: adenyl-nucleotide exchange factor activity; protein binding. Gene Ontology annotation, cellular component: endoplasmic reticulum. Lineage: Eukaryota; Viridiplantae; Streptophyta; Magnoliopsida; Fabales; Fabaceae.
UCUUUCCUCGUUUGUGUUCCCAUUCUUCCAAUUCCAGAAUAUUUGAGAUGCUUCUCGAAUCAUUCACAAGCUGAAUAUAUACCUGAAUCCAACUCUUCCCAUUCUAAAAAUUCUCUUUCAAAAUCUCAUAGUUUUAUUUGUUGCUGAUUCACAAAAAACAUUUAAAGAAAACGAAAACUGUUAUUCAUUUUUUAUCUUGUGUUUUUUUGUGUGUGAAUUAGUAAAAUGGCGAAAGAAGGACCUAAUUGGGAUGGAUUGCUCAAAUGGAGUAUUGCUAACUCUGAUGGUACUCGUCCCACGCGUAAUUUAAGUGAGGAGGAUCGGAGAUGGUUCAUGGAAGCGAUGCAAGCACAAACCGUUGAUGUUGUAAAACGUAUGAAAGAGAUCACACUUGUAAUGCAGACUCCUCAGCAAGAAUUGGAAGAACAAGGGGUUACCCCUACAGAUAUUGAAGAUAUGUUGGAUGAGCUGCAAGAGCAUGUUGAAUCGAUUGAUAUGGCCAAUGAUCUCCACUCAAUAGGUGGGUUGGUUCCUCUCCUUGGUUAUCUCAAGAACUCUCAUGCCAAUAUUCGAGCAAAGGCGGCUGAUGUUGUAACCACAAUCGUCCAAAACAAUCCUCGAAGUCAGCAACUUGUCAUGGAAGCAAAUGGCUUCGAACCUCUUGUUUCAAAUUUCAGUUCAGAUCCUGAUGUUAAUGUUCGAGCUAAAGCAUUGGGUGCUUUAUCUUCCCUAAUUCGACACAAUAAGCCCGGAAUCACUGCAUUUCGUCUAGCAAAUGGUUAUGCGGCCUUAAAAGAUGCACUGACCUCUGAAAAUGUGAGAUUUCAAAGGAAGGCUCUCAACUUGAUCCAUUACUUAUUGCAUGAGAACAGUUCAGACUGUAACAUCGUGAAAGAGCUAGGGUUCCCUCGUAUAUUGAUGCAUCUUGCCUCUAGUGAAGAUGCAGAUGUUCGUGAAGCUGCCCUUAAAGACCUUCUCGAGCUUGCUCGCGAUACAAAAGAUGGCUCAAAUUGCUCUGCAGAAGAUAACGAGAAGAUGAAGCAACUUCUUCAAGACCGAAUAGAAGGCAUCAGUUUAAUGUCAGCUGACGAACUUGAAGCAUCUAGGGAGGAAAGACUGCUUGUGGACUCUCUUUGGAGUACAUGCUUUGACGAGCCGUCUUCGCUUCGAGAGAAAGGUCUUCUUGUUCUUCCUGGAGAAGAUGCACCUCCUCCUGAUGUUGCUAGCAAACACUUUGAGCCUCCUCUUAGAGCCAAUGCUAGUAACUCUAAUUCCAAGAAAGAUUCCAACAAUGAAAAGAAAGAGGCCCCUUUACUUUUAGGGCCAGGGCCUUAAGCUGGAGAGACCAAUCAAUGAAGUUAAUUCAAGUAGAGAAGGAAAUGCUACAGAUAACACAAGAUGAAUCAUAAAUGUUUCUAGCAUGUUACUUUAUUAUCUUGUGUUUUAACUAGAUUGUUAUUAUCAGUUUAUAGUGCAAUAGUUAAUUAUUUCUUUCACCCUAUAUGCUUAUUGUGCUAGUUUUAUUUCUUUCUCAACCUCAUAGUCAUAGAUUGGUAUUCAAUUGUAUUUUUGGGGUGAUCUCUCUUUGGUAUGUUGCAAUGUAUUUAGCCUUCCAUGGAUAUAAGUUGGUUACUUUUUGCUUCUAAAUGGGGAUGUUACAAAUACUUUUUGAACAUUGGAAGAUCUAUUGGAGGGUGUAAAACAGAAAGUAACUCAAGGUUUAUUUUCUCGAAUUAGUUUUCUAAUCCCCUUGGGUGUAUAUUGUGAUUAGAACCGAUCAAUAUAUUGGGUUGAAGUACAUUUGUACUCAACAAACCCCCAA